AUGUCUUCCAUUACUAGAGCCGUCACCUCACGGCUCAGCGAGUUCACCAAUGGAAGACAACGUCUCACAUCAGAAAAACAAUCCGUCACACCUGGCCAAUUCAACUACAUCAUUCCUCCAGAGAUUAUUUGGGAGGACUACCAGGCUCAAAAACAGGAACCACUAAAAGUUGACGUCGGAUCUGAGACCAAGAUCGAGAUUCCGGAAAAAAAGACAAGCCCAAGCAUCUUUUCACAAAAGAUGAGCGCCGUCGUUCGCAAGUUAUCGCCAUUCAGUGACGAUAGUUCGUCGUCAUCAUCAAAGGAAAAAGACAAUGGAUCAACUGGUGUGGCUGGAGAAGAAGAGAAGUCGGCAAAAAAGAGUGGCGGGCGAUUCAAAGAAACGAAACAAAAAAUGGAACGAUUCAAGAAACUUCGUCGGUCCAAAGAUCGUCAACAACUCAUCGAAUCCAGUGACGAUGAAUGUUGA
This is a messenger RNA of Caenorhabditis remanei, 468 nucleotides long. RefSeq lists its product as uncharacterized. Lineage: Eukaryota; Metazoa; Nematoda; Chromadorea; Rhabditida; Rhabditidae. The record is from RefSeq and is a predicted model, not a curated record. The transcript is spliced from 5 exons. Bases 1 to 468 code for a protein of 155 amino acids.